AAAUAAUGCUACAUAGACAAAAGUCUUGUGACAGAUAUAAAAUAAUUGCUGGUUGAUGAGGAUUUAUUACUUACUGUAUGUGUAUCCUGGGUUUAAAGAAAUCGAGGAAUUACCGUAUUUCAAAGAUGUGGACUGCCACUCUUGUACUCACAUUAUGCAUAACGUCCGCCACGGCACCAUCUGCAACUGGUCGAUCUAAACAAUCUACAAAACCACCAUCUCAUGCAAGAGCUGCAGAAAUUCCAACACUCGAAGACCUACAGAGAGGCGUAGGGAUAGGAGACCCUACUGACAACUUUGAACCCGUCAUAAGGAUGAAAAACGGCAAGAUUAAAGAAGAAUCACGUGAACAGUUAGAACAAUACCGUAUACAUCAUAUACCGGAAAGUAAUGGACAUCUCGAUAGUAAUCUCGAGGUGAUUCGUGGACAGAUGGCCUAUAGGCGCUUAGUCCAGGCGCUCAUAGUAAAUGACGAGAAAGCAAAAACCAAGUACCAGAAGGAUGCUGCAAAAUUCAUGAGAGAGACGGGACUUUCUUUAAAACAUGCUGAAAAUGAGGCCCGGAAAGAAAAAAAUAAUAAGGGACACAGACAUAAACGAUUUCUUACAGAUAUGACCAAUCGUUACUGGGAUAAAUGCAUUAUACCGUAUGAAUACGGAGAAGGCUUUACGGGCUACAGGUAUGUUCAAGGUCCAAUGCAGACGUUCGAGUAUUAUACAGGAUUCCGCUUUGUGAAAUGGAAUGAAUCUGUUCAGUCCUUGUACGGGCUCACCCAUAAUAACAGACUUCGAUACAUUUAUGAAAACGGAUGUUGGUCUUUCGUUGGAAAUCUACGAGGAUCUGGUCAAUCAAUUUCAUGCUGCGGUGGGAGUACGUGCAUGCACGAGAUUGGCCACGCUUUGGGAUUCGUACACGAACAACAGAGUCCACUCCGUGACGAUUAUCUGAGAGUUGAGUGGGACGGAAUAAAUCCAAGUUACAAGGGCCAGUAUAAUAGAGUGAACAGAGAAAGUAAAGUCUUAUUUGGUUAUUAUGAUCCCACCUCUGUCAUGCAUUACGGGAACGGGGAUUUCGGUGUAAAUCGUAAGCCUACGAUGUACACACUGGACCCUGAUCGUGACUUCUUAUUAGGUAGAGAUACGACCAGAUAUUACUAUUUCUUUAAAGAGGCAAUGGAAACGCACAAAUGUUUUGAUUUGUUUUGUAAUGAAAGUCUAACGUGUGAACAUGGAGGAUACCCUUCUGUUGUUAAAGGAGAAUGUCUGUGUGUUUGUCCGUACGGAUUGGAUCCUAAAACACGGUGCUCAAGUACAGAAAAAACUGAUACUUCCCUGGAAAAUAUACCGUGGCCUGCCGGCUCCUUUACUACUCUUAACACAGUGGAUGGAUGUCCGGAGGGUUUUAAAUUGGGAUGGCAAUACCAUGUACCACCAAACUAUAUCUGGGGACCAAGUUUAUACAAUGCCAAGCCAUACUGGUACUGGUGGCACUUGGAACACGAGUUCUGUAGUCGUAUAGAUGAACAAAAUGAUGGGGAAGAUUGGCCGGCAGGCAGUUACUGCAUAUACAGGAAAGGGGGCAGCUGCCCAACAGGGUUUGAAUCGGGCUACAUACAAAUGGACGAUGCACCGACAAGUAGGGUAAAUACUACCGAAGGCGAACUUCCGGACGGUGUUUAUGGAAAUAACACACGCUGGGAAUUUUGUUGUAGAAGAGACGGCUUUACUAAGACGCCAAUUAAGCUUCCAACGAAACAUCCGUUUAUACUCUUUAUGAAAUCUUCUUGCCAAGUAGUUGAAGGAAUGCAAGCAAAUAUGGAAUAUUUCAAUUGGCGGAGUGAUACAGCAGACGGCAACAACAAAUUUGGCGGCAGUCUACCAUAUUAUUUUAAGUUCACCGAGAGUCAAUUCAACCUAUACUUCUGCUACUAUUCAAAAGUUUUUAAAGAUUGUGGCGGUAUUUAUAAACUAAAUUCGUCCCAUGCGACUAAUCCACUGAAUAUCCAGUCGCUUAAUUAUCCUAAUCCAUACGGGGAAAAUGUGGACUGCUCGUAUACUAUUCUGGCGCCAGAAAAUACAACAAUUCAACUAGACUUCAAUGAUUUUGAGAUAAAGUGCAAAAGAGACACUGUGGAAGUCGCCUUUUCUAUGCCAGGUCAUUUCGGACGUAAAUACUGUGGAUCAGGUUUUGAUAAGACUGUUUUGUCAAGCAAGAAUUAUAUGCGACUGACGCUUCUGUCAAAAACCGGUGGAGGAUCGUCAAAGGGUUUCUCCGCUAAUGUCCGAGUAAUAUACGACAAAUGUUUUACCAAAAACGACAAAGACCGAAGUUACUCUGGUGACAUGAGCUAUACACAGAAUUUUGAACCAUGCCUGCCUUGGAAUGAAGUCCAAAAUUGCAGAUUUCAUAGGUUCGCCCCAGAAACAUUUGAUGACGAUUUAUCGGAGAAUUUCUGUAGAAACACUGUACUUGGUACUGGACCCUGGUGUUACACGAACGCCGAAACGUGUGAACGGGAUUAUUGCGAUGCUUGUAGCAAAAGGAAUUGUUACGAUCUGUUUAACGAUUGCGCUGCACUUAUAGCAGACAACUCAUCUUUCUGCUCUAUAAAUCUAGACGGACAGGCUCUGAGAGGGUGUAGACGCUCGUGUGGUGGAUGCAAGACUGUUGAUACUGAUAAAACUUGUCCUGCCCCUGGAAUCGUUGAUAACAUUGUACCUUCACCGGCGAAAAACUCUUCUUCUGUAGGAGAUCAGGUUAAAUAUGUUUGUCCAACUCCCGGCAGUAAUGAUGUACGUACCAGAACAUGUACAUCUAGUGGAACAUGGACAGAACUGGGUUUUGUGUGUGGAGCAUGUCCUGAAGGGUGGGGUAUGGUAAAUGGAAGGUGCUACAAAUGGUUCGAUACAUUCCUUACGCAUGACGAUGCUAAAACAUUCUGUGAAGGUCUAGGUGCAGGACUAGCGGUCAUCACUUCACAGAAACAACAUGACUAUGUCUACAGGAUUGUGCGCUUUGACGUAGAGGCAAUGGAGGGAGUUUGGAUUGCGCUAAAGAGAAAUACUAAUACUGGACAGUAUGAAUGGGACGAUGGCAAAACUAUAACCUUCAGCGGGUGGAAAUCCGGGGAACCUGAUUGCAAUAGCGAUUGUGGAAUUUAUGACAAAGGUGGCUGGUUUUCUACAGUUUGCGACUACAGGAAGACAUUCGUCUGUAUGCACACCCCUUCAGAACGUACAACAUGUGCCGACCAGUCUAGCCACUGUGAAGCUUUCAUUCGCGCUACACCGGAUCUUUGCGUACUACAGACCGACUUCGCUUAUGCCAAUUGUCCCUACUCAUGCGGCCUUUGUAAAACAGAACAAACAACUUCAAAAUCCACGUCUAAUUCAACGUCGACAUCAACUUUGUGUAGUGAUCCUGGUGUACCUGCAAAUACCCAGCUGCUAUCUAGCGCUGGAGACAUCACUGUGGGUCAGAUAUACAAGUACCAAUGCAAUAACGGUACCGCACUUUCAAGUGGAGAUUUGAUCAGGGCGUGUUUGAUAACUGGACAACUUACAGGCAGUGCACCUUCAUGCGAUCCUGAUUCAACUGUUGAACAACCAGUUAAUAACAUCAGUAUAAGACGCCGUGACGAACAUGGUAGCAGCGGAUAUGUUUAUACUACUACAAAUCAAGACUUCAAGAUCACAAAGUCUGGAAAAUUAACAAAAUGGCGAUUUUACAGUUCUCAUAAUGGCAGCAUAUCUCUACAAGUGUGGCGGUUUGCUUCCGGCGUAACAUCAAGUGGACAUUUUAUUGGAGAAAACACGGUGAACCGAACGGGAGACGACAGAGUAAGGACCAUUGAAAUUCCAGAGGCUCAGCAAAUAAGCGUUCAGGAUGGUGACGUCAUCGCCGUACAUUAUCCAGGAAGUAGCGCCGCUGGUAUUCCUUUUACUCGAUGCAGCUUGGACUGGGAGCCAUCAAAGAACAAUCAGCUGAAAGGUCCAGAGAUAGAGCCGUCGUCACUGGUCGAGGGAAAAAAUUAUACAUUUAGUGCCGAUGGAUAUGACUGCAAAACCUGGUCGUUGAACGCUUUUAUAAAAUAAGAAAAUAGUUCGGAACAGAUAGUAGGUGUGACACUUGUAUGAAACGGAAAAGAUAGUGACUAAAUAAAAGUAUACAUU
Messenger RNA from Mercenaria mercenaria, 4172 nucleotides. RefSeq lists its product as uncharacterized. Gene Ontology annotation, molecular function: metalloendopeptidase activity; wide pore channel activity; zinc ion binding. NCBI's taxonomy places the organism in Eukaryota, Metazoa, Mollusca, Bivalvia, Venerida, Veneridae. Gene Ontology annotation, cellular component: membrane. Bases 78 to 4094 code for a protein of 1338 amino acids. Gene Ontology annotation, biological process: proteolysis. The record is from RefSeq and is a predicted model, not a curated record. The transcript has 28 exons.